This is a messenger RNA of Bathycoccus prasinos, 2403 nucleotides long. RefSeq lists its product with no specific name. The transcript has a single exon. The record is from RefSeq and is a predicted model, not a curated record. Gene Ontology annotation, molecular function: 3'-tRNA processing endoribonuclease activity. Bases 1 to 2403 code for a protein of 800 amino acids. Gene Ontology annotation, biological process: mitochondrial tRNA 3'-end processing. Gene Ontology annotation, cellular component: mitochondrion. NCBI's taxonomy places the organism in Eukaryota, Viridiplantae, Chlorophyta, Mamiellophyceae, Mamiellales, Bathycoccaceae.
AUGACGAAAAGAGGAAAUAAUGUUCGAAUGAAAAGCACGACGGAUUCCUCUCGUCCUCCGUUCGUGGCAAAACAACAGCUCGGCUCGUGUUACGCGCAAAUUAUCGGUUUAGGGACCGAUACCGAUGGGAAGGAUACCACGCCUUCGGUGCUGUUGUUCACGGACAAGAGGAGGUAUUGCUUUAAUAUCGGCGAAGGGUUCCAGAGAUUUUGCGUGGAACAUAAGCUGAAGAUGACACGAUUAGAGCGCGUAUUUUUUACCCGGACGACGAGUAAAGCGACUGGAGGAGUGAUUGGGAUGUUGUUGACGUUGGCGGACGCGGCGGGCGCGACGCUCGGAGGGAUGAUGGCGAAAGAAGACGACGGAGGUUUAGCGACGACGACGAUACCGAAAAUGACCGUACACGGUCCAAAUGUUCGGAAUUUAUUGGAGGCGGUAAAGGUUUUGGUGGCGGAGAAUAGAGGUAUUGUCGUUGAGAGAGGCGGGGAGACGUUUCGGGACGAGAUUUGCGAGGUGAAGCCGAUGUUAAGAGUGCCUGAGAUGAUCGGGCCGUUAGGAAAGAGGUUGAAUGAAAAUAGCGAUAAUAAUAACGAUAACGGAGGAAGAAUUAAACCCGAUUUGUCAUCUUCGAGCGCGAUAGAAGAAUUAGAGCCAGUGGUGAGUUACGAGGUUCAACUCGCGUCGCCGCCUGGAAAAUUUGAUGCCAAGAAAGCGGACGCUUUGGGCGUUCCCAGAGGGAAAGAGAGGGGAGUACUCGUUCGAGGCGAAUCGAUUGAAAUUGAGCUAGAAAGCGGAGAAAAAAAGAUUAUAACGCCGGACAUGUGCGUGGAAGAGGCUGGUAGAGGCGCGAGGUUCGCAGUUGUCGAUUUACCGACCAAAGCGCAUUUAGACGCGGCAAUUCAGAUCGUAGAAAAAAUGAAAAAAUGUUCGAGCGGAUGGAACGUAAACGAAGAGAGAGAUUUGGUCGUACACUUAGCGCCGGCAAAUGUGGCAAACUCCAGCGAAUACCAAGCUUUCGUCCAAGAAAACUUCGCGAACGCAAAACCAAAGCACGUGUUUGCGAAUGCUUCGCGAAACGAGCGAACGCCUAUUUUCUUAGCUUCUCGGGCGGUUCAAGCAAAGUUACACGGCGUGGAUGGGAGUAUAUUUCCAGAGCCUCCGAGCGCAUCCAAAGACGAUGACGAUGACAAAAAACCAUCGACGUCGUUUGGAGUAGCUGGUAAGAGUUUGUUGAAGUUCACGCUCAUGCCGCAAAGAUCGAUGGGAAUAGACGAAAGUGCGGUGCCAAAGAUCGAAACGCCGCGCGCGAUUCGCGAAACAGCCGCGAAAGAGGCAGAGUUGCGAACAAAAACGAACAAAAACCCAGACGAAGACAAAAGUAAUAGGAAGACAAAUGAUGAGUUCUGUGCGAACCACCCCGGUCAUAAAGUCGUAGAUGAUGUGGACGACAACGAAGUCGUGGUAACUUUUCUCGGCACCGGUUCCGCGCAACCGGCGAAACAUCGAAACGUGACGGGAAUUUUGCUCGAAGUCGAGAAGGACGGCGAAAACUAUUCGGCUCUGUUGGAUUCUGGCGAAGGAUCUUUGGGACAAAUAUAUCGUUCGAAAAAUGGCAACACUACAGUCGUGGACAAUGUGCUUAUAAACAUGCACUUUGCGUGGAUUUCGCACGUACAUGCGGAUCAUCACGUAGGUUUACCGUCGAUUCUCGCCAAGCGUCGCGAAGCUUUUUUGAGUUCAGGCGUGAAGGAAGAAGACAUUCCAAAUUUAACUGUUUUUGGACCUCGACCGUUGCGAUGGUUUUUAAGCCAGUGCGAAAAGAUAGAACCUUUGAGCUACCGAUUCGUGGAUUGUCGAGAUACGUUGGAAUCGAAAACGAUGCAAGAGUUGCUACUCUCCUCCUCCUCUUCUUCUUCUUCUUCUUUCUCAUCGCCGUUUGAGAAACUCGUGUCGAUUCCGGUGACUCACUGCGCGCACGCGUUUGGCAUCAAAUUAGAAGGUAUGACAAACAAAUCAAACUUGCCAUAUUCCAUAGUCUACUCUGGUGACACGCGGCCGUGUGAAAACAUGAGAACCGCAGCGAAAGAGUGCACGCUGCUCAUUCACGAGGCGACGUUUGAGGAUGGAUUAGAACACGAAGCGUUGGCAAAGAAGCACUCGACGACGGCGGAAGCUCUCGAGAUUGGAAGUUCCGCAUAUUUGAACAUCUUGACGCAUUUUUCGCAACGGUAUCCAAAAGUGCCAAGUUUUAAUGGUGACGAUGGAAUCGCGAGUGCGAGGGGACAAAACGCAAUGAUUGCGUUCGACUUGAUGCGCGUCGAUUUUAAAAAUUUACGGCGCAUUCCUUCGCUUUUACCGAACGUUCGCGAACUCUUCGACGAAGAAGAUGAUGAAGAAGAUUAA